AAAGCCAGCAUGCAGGUUUUCCUAACGUCUUUAAAACGCUCUCUUCCUCUUUCUAAAGCUCAGGCUGUGACACAAUUUUAUUUUAUUUUCAUCUAUUCAAACUGUGACCUAAGCAAAUUGAAAUUGAAUUUUUGAAAUAAUUGAUGCGUUUUAUGCAGGCCAGUGAUAGGUUUAACAUCAAUUCUCAACUUGAGCAUCUCCAAGCUAAAUAUGUUGGAACUGGACACGCCGAUUUGAACAGAUUUGAGUGGGCGGUGAACAUUCAGCGUGAUAGCUAUGCAUCAUAUAUUGGGCACUACCCUUUACUGGCAUUCUUUGCUGUUGCUGAAAAUGAAUCUAUUGGAAGAGAACGCUACAGCUUUAUGCAGAAAAUGCUCCUGCCUUGUGGUUUACCUCCCGAAAGAGAAGAAGAUUAAGAAUUGCCAUCUGGAUCAAAUGUUCACAGCAUAGUUAUAGCCUUUGAGGUUUGUUGUACCGUGUUAUCUGAUUGAGGAAACAGAUGGUUGUGUGUGACCUUGAUUAGAGAUUGUUGCAUCAUCUUUCUUUAGCUUAUAGAUGCUUAGGCUUUAGUUUGUAAUGGAGCUUGGAAAGUUUAGUUUAUUCUUAAUGAAUGUUGUCUGAGUUUCCUAAACUAUGACCUUUAUAAAUUGAAUGCAGCUUGGGUUUGCAUCC
Messenger RNA from Abrus precatorius (Indian licorice), 672 nucleotides. RefSeq lists its product as uncharacterized. The coding region runs from base 144 to 416 and encodes 90 amino acids. The record is from RefSeq and is a predicted model, not a curated record. NCBI's taxonomy places the organism in Eukaryota, Viridiplantae, Streptophyta, Magnoliopsida, Fabales, Fabaceae. Gene Ontology annotation, biological process: mRNA splicing, via spliceosome. The transcript is spliced from 3 exons. Gene Ontology annotation, cellular component: U2 snRNP; precatalytic spliceosome.